This is a messenger RNA of Scheffersomyces coipomensis, 1737 nucleotides long. It is a transcript of the gene MED17, whose product is annotated as Med17p. Bases 1 to 1737 code for a protein of 578 amino acids. Gene Ontology annotation, molecular function: transcription coregulator activity. NCBI's taxonomy places the organism in Eukaryota, Fungi, Ascomycota, Pichiomycetes, Serinales, Debaryomycetaceae. Gene Ontology annotation, biological process: regulation of transcription by RNA polymerase II. The transcript is spliced from 2 exons. The record is from RefSeq and is a predicted model, not a curated record. Gene Ontology annotation, cellular component: mediator complex; core mediator complex.
AUGACAUCAAGUGGUGGAUUCCGAAUAGACUUGGAUCCAGACACUUAUGGAUCAGGAUAUAAAGAUCCAUUCAUUCAAGAUGAAGAUAAACUAUCAUUAGCAGAUUUAAUACCAAGAAUCUUGAUUGAAAGGAACUCAUUUCUAGAUGUAACUGAGGCUAAUUUACCAGAAGAAAUAGCUAAUGGUAAUAUUGAAGAACUAUUGCAACCAGAUGUUCAAAUAACAGAUGGUUCAUUGGAACCUGAACAAGAAGAUCCUAGUGAAACUUUCCAACAACAACGGAUAAACUUACAAAAGAAUAUCAAUUCAGCCUUGAAUGAAACUUCUUUAUCAUUGGAUUUCGUAUCUUUAUUGAUAUCUGCUGUCAAACCAAAUUUAGCCAAAGCUACUAUAUCUCCUCAUUUGCAAAAAAAUGUACCUAUUGGAUCAUUAAAUUCAGAUCGAUUGAUUCGUAAAGAUGAAGAUGAAGAUGGUGAACCAAGUAGAACAAAUGGUGAUAAGAAGGAUAAUAAUCAUGGAGUAGGACAAGCAUGGAAAGUUCAAUCAUUAAAUAAAAUCACCAGUUUGUUUAGAGAGGCAAGUAUCAAUUUAAAUGAACAAGUUUUAAAAGAAAGAAGAUAUUGGAAUAUGAUUAAUUUGGUGCUUAGCAAUGAUGAAGCAUUGUUUAAAACAAGAGACCCAUAUAAUAAUGCUCGUGCCAUUGGUGUUAAAUAUGGUUAUGGGGAUUCAGGAGCAAGUUUCCGUGAUAAAGGACUUGCAAUUUUAAGAAAAGAUACCACAUCUGGAGAAGUUUCAUUUCAUCCUAUAUCGAAUGUAUCUAAUAAAGUUUCUGAAAAGAAUUUUAAAUAUAUUCGAGUUAAAAUCUUGAGUGAAAUUGAUGGAGAUUUUAUGUUAACAGGACAAUCUAUAUUUGAAAAUAAUUUUAAUAAUAAUUCAAAUGCUCAAAUCAUUAAUGAUAUUGAAAAGGCAAGAUUUUUCUUAUUUGAAGAAGAUUUAUUUUAUCAAUUAACCAGAGAAGCAAAGACUUUGAUUAAUUAUAAUGUAUCGAUUAUAUCUAAUAAAAUCAUUAUUGAAAUUAAUCAUGAGAUUAUUGAAAUUGAAUCAGUAUUCUAUGAUGAAAAUAAUGAUGAUGAAUUAAACAAUUAUUAUCAAAACAUUAAUUCAUAUUCAUCCCUUAAUAAUAAAAAAUGUCAAUUAAUUUUAAUCUAUUUGAAAUUAAUGUUAUGUUGUUAUUUCAAAUAUAAUUUAAAAUUAAAACAAAAAGUACCCACAGCAUUAACCAAAUUCAAACGUUCUAAUACUCAUCCAUUGAUAUUAAGACCAUUAUUAGGAAACAUAAGACAUGAAUUGAAUUUAAACAAUAUGAAAGAAAUCAUUGCCAAUCUUUGUAAGAAAUUCGAUAAUGACAUUGAAUUUAAAAUCAAUAAUAUUGAAAAAUUUGCUAAUCUUAAACAUAAAUCAGCCAAUCCAUUUCAAAAAUCAAUUGAAAGACCACUUUCAGAUGUUAAUUUGAUAUUAAAGAAUAAGAAGAAUAAUCAAUAUUUAAGAAUUGAUUUGGAAUUAACUACCAAUGAAAUAUUCGUUAAUCUAAUCAUUAAUUUAAAUAUCAUAAGGUAUAAGAAUCAUGAUGAUUUUUCAAGUAAUUUGAAUGGGGUUAAUGUUUUACAAAUCAGUUUCAAUGAUUUUAAUGAGAUUGAAGAAUGCUUGGAAUGGACUAUUUUAAACUUUGUAAACUAG